AUGUCACUGAAUGAUGAUUUGGCAUACGCUAUGACUCCUUUGAAACUCUUAACUCUACCAUUAGGUGUUUGGCCUUUACAAAAAUAUGAUAUAUUUUCUUUAGUCCGUUGUAUCGUGUGUAUCUUCAGUUUGACUGUGAUGAUGGUUGUAUUGUUCCUCGAAAUCAAUUUCGGUAGCGGAGAUGCAUAUGUGAAACUCGAUGGUCUUAUGGUUAUGUUCUGCGCCGUCCUCUCUGUUUUAAAACUGUUGUCCUUCCGCAUAUAUGCUGACAAUCUGGUUCGCAAUUUCUCUUCUGCUAUAAAUGAUUAUUUUGCGAUCAACACUGAGGAGAAACGCACGAUCAUACGACGGCACGCUUUCAUGGGAAGGAUGAUUUGCUACAGUAUCAUAUUUUUUGCUUAUUUGGCUUCAUCAAUUUUCAUGCUGGCGCCUAUGCUAGCAGACAAUAACGACGUCCAAGUGAAUGUAUCUAUUAAGAAUCAAGCAUCGGAAUUACCCGUGCCCUUAACGUGGGCUUUAGGGAAUUUUAAUCUCUCCACGAAUUUAUACUUGUUGAUCUCUGUGGUGCAAUGUAUUCUAUUAGUGCUUAAUAGCACUAGCGAUUGUGGAUGUGAUACACUUUUUCUUGCAAUCACUCUCCAUGUCUGCGGACAAAUUGAACUUCUAAAAAUCGAAUUUAUCAACUAUGGUACGAAAAACAAAAAUAUAAAUGAAGAUUUUUCAAAAUUGGCAUCUAGACAUCAUUAUUUAAUAGAGCACGCAAAACUUCUGAUAAAUGUAAUAAGUUUCGUUUUGCUCGUGCAAAUGUUGUUCAGUUGUCUUAUUAUUUGCCUGAUCGGUUUCCAACUUAUCUUGGCAUUGAAAUCGCAUGAUGCAGUAAUGAUAACUAAAACAAUAACAGUGAUGAGUACUUUGCUGUUACAGUUGUUCUUUUAUAGUUUCGUGGGUGAUUAUUUAAAAUGUCAAAUGGGAGAAAUCGCAUAUUCAAUCUAUAGCUGCGAUUGGCACUGUUUGCCAAUGAAAUUAAUGAGAAACAUUUUGUUCAUUAUUAUGCGGUCGCAGCAUCCUGUUCAACUAUUAGCUGGCAAAUUUUUUGUCGUUAACAUUGAGACUUUCAUGGCCAUAUUGAAAAGCUCCCUUUCGUAUUUAUCUGUCUUGCGAGUGAUGUUGGAUGCAUAA
Atta colombica is the source of this 1179-nucleotide messenger RNA. Its product is annotated as odorant receptor 47b-like. The coding region runs from base 1 to 1179 and encodes 392 amino acids. The record is from RefSeq and is a predicted model, not a curated record. Gene Ontology annotation, biological process: sensory perception of smell; detection of chemical stimulus involved in sensory perception of smell. The transcript is spliced from 4 exons. Lineage: Eukaryota; Metazoa; Arthropoda; Insecta; Hymenoptera; Formicidae. Gene Ontology annotation, molecular function: odorant binding; olfactory receptor activity. Gene Ontology annotation, cellular component: plasma membrane.